UGACAACCUUGAGGCUCUCUGGAGUACGAUCACCAUUUAAAUUCCGCGAUGUUAAGCGCUUUAAAGAAUUCCAGGCCGAAGGAUCAAGAGGUUUAUGCCAAUGUGAUUGACGGGCUUAGCAAAUUGUACUUUAAAAAACUUCUUCCACUCGAAACUUUGUACAAAUUCCAUGAUUUCCACUCACCUCCACUUGAAAAAAGCGACUUCGAGUCGAAGCCUAUGGUUUUGCUUAUUGGUCAGUAUUCUACUGGAAAAACAACUUUUAUACGUUACCUAAUUGGUGAAGAUUUUCCUGGCAUCCGAAUAGGUCCCGAACCAACUACAGAUAGUUUCAUAGCUGUCAUGAACGAUGCAAGAAGCGGGAUUAUUCCUGGGAAUGCUCUCGUAAUGGAUUAUUCAAAGCAAUUUCGACCUCUUUCUAAAUUUGGAAAUGGUUUUUUAAAUCGUUUUCAGUGUGCACACAUGCCAAAUGGUGUUUUGGAUGGAAUAACGUUUAUUGAUACACCUGGUAUUUUGAGUGGCGAGAAGCAACGUGUCGAUCGUGGUUACGACUUCUCAGGUGUUAUUGAGUGGUUCGCAGAGCGCGCAGAUAGAAUCAUCUUGCUUUUCGACGCUCAUAAACUGGAUAUAUCGGACGAAUUCCGGCGGGUUAUCGAAGUUUUAAAGUCGAACGAAGACAAAAUACGUAUUGUUUUAAAUAAGGCAGAUACAAUUGAUUCUCAACAACUUAUGAGAGUGUAUGGUGCUUUAAUGUGGAGUUUAGGAAAAAUAUUAAAUACACCUGAAGUAGCACGUGUAUAUAUUGGUAGUUUUUGGGACCGUCAGUUAGUAUUUGAUACCAAUAGAAAGUUGUUUGAAUUAGAGAAAAUGGAUUUGUUUCGUGAUUUGGCUACUCUACCUGCAAAUGGUACUCUGAGAAAAUUGAACGAUUUCAUUAGACGUGCUCGUCUUGCCAAAGUUCAUGCUUAUGUUAUUUCGCAUUUGAAAAAAGAAAUGCCAACAAUCGUUGGUAAAGAUGCUAAGAAAAAGGAGCUUAUCAAUAAUUUAUCCAAAGUAUACGACACCAUAUCACGUACACAACAUAUAUCAAUUGGUGAUUUCCCUAACAUUAACAGAAUGCAAGAAUCUUUAGAAGUACAUGAUUUUAGAACAUUUCCUGCACUACAACCAAAAUUAAUCAAAGCUGUCGAUGAAAUGUUAUCGAGUGAAGUAGCAAAAUUAGUACAAAUGAUUCCAAUGGAACGUGAUGCAAUCGUAGAAACACAUGGUCCAGCUGUUACAGGUGGUGCAUUCGAUACUUCUGGUACACCAUUCAGUUUUCAUGCUGGUGAAGGAUUUGAAGAGGGUCGCUUUGAAAAGGAUUGGAUUGUUGAUCGUUUUAGAGAACCAUGGGAUAAAGAGUUUGACAAACUAAAUCCUGUGGAUGGUAAAAUCAGUGGUGAAGCUUCACGUAGUCAUAUGGUCAAAUCCAAUUUACCUUAUAGUGCAUUGAAAAAUAUUUGGAUACUAGGUGAUAUUGAUCGUGAUGGUUGUCUAGAUGCUGAUGAAUUCGCUUUAGUCUGUUAUAUAAUGAAAUUAAAACUAGAAGGCUACGAAUUACCGCCUACACUUCCUGCCCAUUUAGUACCACCAUCGAAAAGAAAUUCUGAACAAGCACUUCGUAAUGGUUACCAUAAAGAAUAAUGCUCACGGCAAAAGUUUUUAUUUAUUGACUAAGAAGAACACACAAACCCCACGCCAAAACAGGCACAAAGAACUACUGUCAGCUUAUCUUGGGUUUUUUUUGUCGCUGCCAUUAAUUAUAACAUUUGCUUCCCACUUUUUUUUCAGACGGAUAAUCUAGUCUAAAAAUUCUAUCACAUAGUAAUAAUCUUAUGUUUUGGAAAAUUUUCUUUGCAAUUUCAGCAUGCCAGUUAAUCUCUACAUUUUUGGUAAUACCUUGUAUACCAUUAUUACUAACGAAAUAGUAUAUUUCAGUUCUGUAUAAAAAGAUAUAAGAAGGAGGUUAUGAUAACUUUCUUACACUGGAUAGUUAUCAUACUCCUUUUGUUUUUCAUGUGCCUUUUCAAUUUGUUUGUUUGCUCUUGUUUGGAUAUUGUUUUUUUUUUUGUUGUUUUGUUUUGGUUUUACAAAUCUCAUAUAUAACAGAUCUCUAAUAGUCUUUUUAAGUUUUUUCCAUCCUUAUUACUACUAAUGUUAUCCUUAUAUUAUAAUCGUUUAUGCUAGUUUGUUUUGUUUUUUUUUAAGGAAAGAGGUAAAGGAAUAAAAUUGGCCAGAACAUUAAACAAUUUUUUGUUUGUUUGUAAAGUUUCAAAGUAAUAUAUUAACAUAUGUAAGAAUAUAAAUGGUUAUAUAUUCACUAGGAUUAUUACAAAUACCUUUCCCUUUUAUUCUGUUCUAUGAAUAUUCAUUUAAUACAUGAAAUUUGUGAUAAAAAGUAUAAAAUCAUAUAUUGUUUCUGAUUAUAAAUCAUUGUUUACGCUAGUAAUAUCUGAUAUUGUUUGUUUUAUUCACAUAUAAUAUUUUUUCUAAUAACGAUAAAUCUUUGUAACUAUGACUGGUAAGAAUGAUGUUAUGAUUAAAUUGUUGUUUUUCAGAAGGGAGUAAUCAAUAUCUUAAAUGGUAGUUUCAUUACUUGCUAUCAUACUUUACAUUGGUUUGAUCCUAAAUAAAAUAAUGUGACAGAGAAAUGUUAAUGAUUAACACCUACUUAUUUAUGACUGAUGAAAUUUUAAUGUGAUUGAAUUAUAAGCAAUUGUAUAAUGGUUUAGCUUUAAUUAAACACCUUUUAGUGCUGAUCAUCAUGAUUCUUAACUCAAAUUGACGUUUUUUCGUUGGUGUGAUCAGAGGAAACUUAUUCCUCCGGUUUGUUUGAACGUUUCUAUAUUUGUUUUUCAUUUUGUUAUUAGUCGGUAUUCAUUGAAUGAAGACUAUUCUGUUUGAAGAAUUUAUUUUACAAGUGAUUCUUAUUAGGAAGUUCUUCUAAAUUAUUUUACAUACCUGUAUUUGAACCCAUUUUUAUAAGAAUUCACGGUUCAGCUCCACGCAUUGUGAGUAUAGAAAAACAUAAGCCUCAACAUUUUACUACAUAUUUUAAUUUGUACUAAUGAUGAAAUUCCUAAAUGAACGUUCCUAUAUUGAAUUAUUUAUUUGCUUACCAAUUACUUCCUUCGCUUAUGUAUACAAAUCCAAAAGUAUGCUGUCACUUUAACCUCUUCAGUACAAUUCACAACCAUGUAAUUUUAAUUGGAUUUUUCCUCUUAUUGAUUGGAUUUAUCUUUUUUUGUCUGGAUGUAUGAAAAAAUAUAUACACAUUUUUCCUGUUAAAAAAUUUAAAUUUCUGCCUAAUUUUCACCAGGGCCGUUUAGUCAUUACAGCAUUUAAUGUCCAACUAUUGGGUUUCAUUUUCGAAUUCCACUUUUGUUUUUACCAGCUAGUAAGUUUCAUACAUAAAUAAUUAGUCAGAGCUGUUGUAUUUCUCGUUUACGCAAAUAACACCAACUUUUUAAAGC
Molecule: messenger RNA, 3512 nt
Organism: Schistosoma guineensis
Lineage: Eukaryota; Metazoa; Platyhelminthes; Trematoda; Strigeidida; Schistosomatidae
Source: the annotation of a GenBank genome assembly